AUGUCGACGUGGUCAGUCGUCGAACGACGCGCGAAUGAACAUUCAUCCUGCGUGAAAUCCGCCGACUUGACGACAACCUCCGACGGACGCGUGAUCUCGCUCACGGCGAGCGCGGACGGCGAAGUAUUGGCGAGAGUACGCGCGGGCGAAGGGGCGAGCGCACGAUGGGAUCCGCUCGCUCGGGCGCGAGCGCACGACGGGUGCGUGAAGCGCGCUCGAGUGAGAGGCGAGAGCGUGGCGAGCGCGUCGCACGACAAAACCGCUCGAAUAUGGACGCUGCCGCGACGGAGCGACGGUGAAGACGAUGCACGACCAAGCACAACGCCGAUCACGCUCCGGGGACACUCCGACUAUGUGGUUGACUGCGUUUGGGCGGAGGACGCCGUGUUCGGAGACAUCGUAGCCACCGCGAGCGCGGACGGCAGUGUUCGAUUAUGGCGAGCUCAGAGCGGCGAAUGCCUGACAUCGGUCGACGUUCGUGACCACGGCGUGGGCUCCGCGACAUGCGUUGACGCAUGCGUCACGGAUGAUGCGCCAGGAACGGCCUCGGAUCACUGCGUGCUCGUCGUCGGCAUGAUGGACGGGACGGUGCGAUUCUAUCACGUGCGCACGGGCGAGUGCUGCUUGAUCCUUAUGGGACAUCUCGGUGCGGUGACGGAUGUGACGACGCCGGACUCUCCGAAUGAGAGAUCAAUUGUCGCCAACCGAAGACGCGCGCGCUUCGCCUACGGGUGUCGGGAUGGUUCAUUAGGGUGCUUUGACUUGUCCUCUUUGAGUCGCGCCGAUGGAGGUCGCACCGUCGCUGUCGCCGACGUCAGGCACGUCAUGCGACGCUCGUCUCAUCCGGAAGCCGAUCUCGAGUCGGCGACGAGGGUAAAAUUCAUCGAGCCGAGUGCGCACACUAUUGCUUCGUCCAGUGAGGAUGGGACAGUGCGCCUUUGGAACGUACAGAGCGGCACGUGCACGCACAUCAUUUCAGGACAGGCGAGUGGAUCGUCCAUCGACUGCGUGUCCAUGCUUGCGAAUGUUUUGACGUGCGGUGGCUCGGAUGGGAGCGUGACUGUUUGGGAAAUGGAGCAAGCCAAUGCGCACGAUGUCGUCAUAGAAGACGAGGCACCGCAGGGAACUCUCAUGACGCGCGCUGAUUUAGCGCUUCGAUGGCUCUUGCGCGAGAAAACAGUUCAAGUACGCGUCGACGACGCGAGUGACGUCGAAGAUGCAUUAUUGUCCGCGGCAUUUGAGGCUGCCGAUAGCGAAGCGCGAGCACUGCUCGCGGUGCACAUUGAUGAGGACACAAACAUAGAUUCGUGCAGCGUUUGUCGCGAGGCUUUCGAUGUUCAUCAAGAGCUCUCGCAGUUGCCGUGCACGCACGUUUUUCACACGAAUUGCGUGCUACCGUGGAUGCGCGUGAGUCACCAGUGCCCAUUGUGUCGUGAAGUGAAUUAUUAUUCGGGUGCGCCGCAAGAGUUGUCGUGCAUUCGCAUCUUCGAGUCGCGAAGAGGUGUGCGCGCGCUCGUGGAGGCAGAGUUUGUGCCCAAUUACGAUGCGCUUCCCGAAGUGUUGCGUUUGCUGCAGCAGGAGCUCGGUGUCUCGACCGAGCCGAUGCCUGAACUACGAGACGCGAACGCGGUCGCGCUCACGCCAUUUUCUCCUGGACCGAUCGCGAAUAUCAGGCGCUCACCGCGGAAGCUGAAACCUCCGCCACAGGAGCUCGUAUACAGGGCGCCGUCGAUGCCGCCGCCGAAACCGCCGACGUGGCACCAUUUUGCCAGGAGCAACAGUCAGCGUCGCGAGGUUGCGGUGCCUGUGCGAGUGAAAAACGGGUUCAUGAAACAACCGCAGACGGCACCGCGCUCGUCGGGAGGAGGAAUCAGUCGUAACGUAUCCGGAAAGCCUGUGGUGGUGCGAUCGACGCCAAGGGUGGGCCAAGUCAUCGGCGAAACGCCCGCGAUGCGUGCGCGUCCAGGAAUCGUUGCCGACACGCCGAUCGGCGCGCUCGGGUCAGGACUUGCGAACGGGGUACCCACGCCCGCGCGAGCGCAGUUACACACGCCGAGACGCAUCGCUUGGGGAACCCCAGCGCCGAAAAAAUCGCGCUUCAACUAG
Messenger RNA from Ostreococcus tauri, 2106 nucleotides. RefSeq names its product WD40/YVTN repeat-like-containing domain. Bases 1 to 2106 code for a protein of 701 amino acids. Gene Ontology annotation, molecular function: protein binding. The record is from RefSeq and is a predicted model, not a curated record. Lineage: Eukaryota; Viridiplantae; Chlorophyta; Mamiellophyceae; Mamiellales; Bathycoccaceae. The transcript is spliced from 2 exons.